Messenger RNA from Staurois parvus, 425 nucleotides. NCBI's taxonomy places the organism in Eukaryota, Metazoa, Chordata, Amphibia, Anura, Ranidae. The record is from the annotation of a GenBank genome assembly.
AGCAGAUCACCGAUCAACGAAUAGAGCCGAAGAUGUCGGCUUGGUCAUGUGAUCAACUGUGUCCAAUCACAGCUGAUCGCAUGUAAAUAGGGAAAUGCCAGUUAUCGGCAUUUCUCUCCUCACGAGCUGUCACGCUGACAGCUCACUGAUCAUCAGAGCACUGAUGAUCAGUGUGCCCUGAUGAUCAGUGUAACCCCCGCAGUGCCACCUGUCAGUGCUCAUCAAUGCCACCUGCCAGUGCCCAUCAGUGCGUCAUCAAUGCCACAUAUCAGUGCCUACCAGUGCACAUCAAUGCCACAUAUCAGUGCCCAUCUGAGCUGCCUUUCAGUGUCACCUAUCAGUGCCAGCCAGUGCCACCUAUCAAUGCCAGUCAGUGCCGCUUAUCAGUGCCAUAUAUGAGUGCUGCCUUUCAGUGCCCAUCAGUG